Molecule: messenger RNA, 2263 nt
Organism: Dendrobium catenatum
Lineage: Eukaryota; Viridiplantae; Streptophyta; Magnoliopsida; Asparagales; Orchidaceae
Product: inactive poly [ADP-ribose] polymerase RCD1
Exons: 7
Coding region: 261-1994 (577 amino acids)
Molecular function (GO): NAD+ poly-ADP-ribosyltransferase activity
Source: RefSeq, a predicted model, not a curated record
GCCCGGUUGCUGCACUGCCGACGAUCUCCGCCACACUCUUGCGAUCGAGGAUUUGGGAUUUCGUCUGAGACCGUCACUGAGAUGUCCACUGAGAUGAGGGAGGAGGCCACUCACUCGCAGGUUUGAAGCAUCCAGCCUCGAGCGGCUUGAGGGUAGCUGAGAAGAUAAUGGUGAACAUGAGUUCUUAUGGAUAUUCUUGACGUAUUUGUAAAUAACUGUAGGCAAGCUUACUGGGUAUAUAGUAUUUAGCUUUUUUGUUAAUGGAAAUGGAAGGAAAAAAUGCGAAGGUGCUGCAUAAUUCUGGACUUAACAAUUUUGAGAGGAAGAGACUGCCCUCUUCCCCACAUUUUACUUGUGUUGGCAGUAGGUUGGCUGUUCAAUCUGGAGUUGCCCAGCUGCCUUUAUCAUGUCGCAAUAUGGUUAAAGCUUGUAAUUGUGAUGCUCAGAAGUUCCUACAUCCCAACAAUCUUACUGUCAGAAAUUAUCGUAACUUCAUGAAGAGUGGCUUGCCCCAGCGGUUGUUGUUUUACCAUGACGGUGAAUGGAAGGAUUUCACUGCUGAGAUCACUCACCUGUUGCGUGAAGAUUUCCAAGCAAAGAAGGCUAUAAUUGAGAUUACACAUAUAAACCAACAGAUUUUGUUGGAUUUUGUCCAUAUGCUUCAUAUAGAUACAAAAACAGGUCUUAGCAAGCCUAUUGCUUGGAUUGAUGAGCAUGGCAAAUGUUUCUUUCCAGAAAUUUAUCAGGAAUCUUGUGUUGCACGUGGAUUCUUCGAGGGGAGAAAUGUUUAUGUUUCUAGUAUGCUAGAUGGAUCAGGAGAAAUGGAUCACGGUGUGGUCUUUUCAAGUGCUUCUGAAAGUUCAAAUAUAGGACGCCCUCAUGACGAUGAAAAGGUCAAGGAUGUUGAUCCUGUUAGUGUAAUAGGAGAGAAUGAACCGUGCUCUUUGUAUUCAGCAAAUGUAUCAUAUUCAGGGUCCGUGCAGGCGAAAAAAACUGGAGCAGAUUAUAUUUCAGAUAUCUUGGGUUCCAUCCAGAGUCUUUUUCUGUGUGGAAUCUACCCACAUGUUAAGGCCAAUGAUGUAGUUAGCAUCUCAAGGACACCUACUGAUAAUACAUUUGGAGAAGUUUGUUUGCAAACUUUCCAGAAGCAGGUUGAGAUCGUAAAGAGUCUUCGCGGUGGUAGUGCUAAUGUACGGUAUGCAUGGUUGCCUGCCAGCAAGUCUGCUGUGGAAGACAUCUUGUUGCGAGGGGCAAGGAGAUUUGAAAAGCCAGUUCGUGGUACUACAUAUGGACUGGGCAUUCAUCUUGCUCCAGUAAACUGCUCCAAUGUCUGUGCUAGCUAUUCAGAUGUUGACGAAAAUGGAUUGUCUUAUAUGAUGCUAUGCCGCAUCAUUAUGGGCAAUGUGGAAGUUGUUCAUCCUGGGUCCACACAAUUUCAGCCCAGUAGUGAGAAUUUUGAUAGUGGCGUGGAUGAUCUUACAGCACCAAAGCAUUAUGUCGUAUGGGAUAAGAAUAUGCAUACUCACAUCUACCUAGAAUAUGUUGUGACUUUCAAGUUACCUUCUGAAGCUAGAGAGUUUAUUUUUGGAAAAGAAAGGACAAUUAAUUCCACAAUUACUGAUGGUACUUCUCCUGUUCCACCGAUUAAGGUAGGGAAUGAUAACCCGACACUUAGAUCAGCCAACAAUGUACAUGGUAUAUCUGAUUCUUUUGGUAGAGAUCCAAAACCAACAUCGCCAUGGAUGCCCUUUUCUAUGUUGUUCGCUGCAAUUUCAACCAAAGUUUCUUCUCAAGAUAUGGAUCUUGUUAAUAAACAUUAUGAAGAAUUCAAGAAGAGACAAAUAUCUAGGCUCGAUCUGGUUAAGAGGUUGAGGCACAUCAUUGGUGAUAAACUUUUGAUAUCUACUAUAAUGAGGCUUCAGCGCAAGUUGCCUCCAUUGGCGAGACAAGAGGUGUCAAGGUCGGGGUGCAAAAAGCUUCAAACAAAGCCUUAAAUUUGGUGAGCUGAAAUAUAAGGUUUUACGAGUAAGAAGUUUCAAUGUGAGCUGACCUUUUCUUGUGGACUUGUUAGUUUAGAAUGCUUGGAUCAGAUCUGUCGAAAUGAAUUAGUAUAAUCUGGACUUAGUUUUCUUCUAUGUUGAUAUUUGCCUUUUAUGAUCUGCUAAAGUAGCUGUAAAUGAUAGGUAACGUUUUAAGGUUGACUAAAAUACUCUCAUCUAUAUUUUGGUGUCAUUAUUCCCCUGAUUACGCUAUUUUUGUGUUA